AUGUCAGUGCCUACUAGGGUCCUUGAGAAUGGCCAGUGGAUCACAAGAUGGGUUGAUCCCUACCAGCUCCUUUCCCAGAAUCGAGUCCAACAUGCAGGAAAUACGAAGCCAGCUGUGACGACCGAGGCUGCUCCAUGCAAGGCCAUCUUGACACAGACCUUGGUCCAGUCUCCAAUUCUGAAGAGCAUCCAUUCCGCUAGAAUUCGACAUCGUUCUAGGAACGAUAUUGUUUAUAUCACGGAGAACGCUGUCCACAUCAAGGAAGCAUACGCUGUCAAAGUUAAAGAAGAACAUGCCGUCCAAUUUCAAGCCGCACAAUGGAAGUACUAUCUCGAAUCGGUGAAAGUAAAAAACGAUUUCGACUCAGGCAUCAGGACUUCAGCGGUUUUUGGUCUAUCGAAAAGAUCAAGCAAGCCCCUCCUAAACCCUCUUGACAUCCAUAACGACCCCUUGGGUACUCAACUUCCUAGCAAUAUGCGUAUCAGAACUACCGAAGAGAAGUACAGCGAUCAGAUGCUGGAAGACGAUAUACUUGACCCAAGCUCCGAUGAAGCCGAGACUGGUAUCGUCAUCACCAAAGACUCGCAAGCUGUACCUGAGGUUCCCUCUUGUUGCGACAGUAGGCAUCCGCGUCACCAUAUCCUCCCACCGCAGGUCCUUGUACUCAUCUUAGAAAAUGCCAAAAUUGUUUUUCUUUAUGCCAUUUCUGGACCGUCACGAGUAAUUGCUGUUGGGGCCCACGAAGGUGUCUUCCGUGUCUACACACUCAAAUCGAGGGACAUACUCCGCAAGGAGCUCCAAUCAAGCCCCUUUCUAAGGCCGAUAGAGUCCGAACGAUCGUUCACGGUCGAUGGUAUCAUUCUUAAUAUGGAAUUUUUGCAUCCGACCAAGUCAGACGAGGAACACGCAAUAUUGCUACUUGUGGUGUCAAGAGACGGCAGAAGCAGACUAAUGUGGUAUGAAUGGAACAUCAAGAUCGCCUUACGUGACGCACAAAUCAACCCCAGUACGUAUGCGCUAGCCGCAGAGAAUCGCUUACCGGUGCUCUUGAUCCCACUGCUAUCAUUUAACGCGUUUGCGAUUGUGGGUGAGUCCUGUAUUACGAUUUACAAGGACCUUCUAAAAGGAAUUCCUGAUGUCUUCUCCCACCGGCUUGCGCUUCCUGAUGAGACAAAGGAAGUGCAGGAUUUGCCACAUUCGAGAAAUCAUCCGCUGUGGGUCCAGUGGGCGCGCCCUAUGAGAAGUCCUACGGAAAAAGCAGGUGAGAAUAUAUAUCUCUGUCGCGAGGAUGGGGUCGUACACUACAUUGAAUUCAAAUGUAACCGUCAGUCAAUGCUCGAAAGCUCUCACAACGCCGGCAAGCUUGGAACCACCGUCAACACCUCCUUUGCAGUCAUCGAUUUCGGACUUAACACCGAUGACCUCAUAGUAGCUGGUAGCGACUCGAGUGCUGAAGGUGUCUGGAGAUUUCCGGCCCGACAAACUGUAGAGGACCUUUCGACCCUCACAGGCUGGAUAUCGCUGAAUGACUGCACAUCUACAUUGGUCAGACAAGAACCUUUUCAGCGAUCAGUUGCAGAUGUGGUUUGCCCCAAUGCCCGAAGCUGCAGUCGUCUUUACGCAAGCACAGGAAGAGCGCAAGGUGGUUGUGUGAGUGAGCUAAAUCAUGGCCUUCAGGCUGCUAGGUCUGUGGAUUUAAUAGAUUUGAAAGGUGUGAUCGAUACCACAAGUCUAGAGGUGUUCAUUUUGUGCGCUCUCAAAGAAGCCACGCUUGCUCUAAUCUCACAUCCUGCAAGCUCGUCAUUACUGUUAAUAACGGACGGCGCGGAUCCCGAACUUUUGCAAGACUUGAAAGGCUUUAUUUUAGAUUCGAAAACAAUAGUAGUAAAAUCAAUAUCGGAGGGUGUGGUAUGUCAGGUAACGAGCAGAUCAAUUUCGAUUUUUGAUAUACAAUCUGCAACGAAGGUUGAUAUUCAAUGGAAACACACCUUUGAAGGUCUCGAUGAAGAAAUCAUUGCAGCUUGUGUGGAAGGCAACAGUAGGCUUUGUUAUCUCGCAAUCGCGUUGAGGCAAGGCGAAGAUUUCAUAUUGGUAGUGUUUUUCUCCGAUAUGACUCAUGAGAUGCACUCCACGCACUUGGAGCUUUCUGCUAGGCCAACAUGUCUUGCAAUGCUUGAUACAGGCGACUCACGAAUCUUGUUCAUCGCAAAUGACCAAGGAGGGCUUCAAGCCAUCAGGGGCUCUUCUAACGGCUCAGUUCUGAACCUUUGCAAGCUUGGUGAGUGGCAUUUCAAAGGGCUCUUCGAAGUCUGCGAUACGAUUGUAUCGGUCAAAUCGAAUAGGGGCAAACAAGCGAGUGUCUUCAUCUUUUGUGGACUUCGGAAUGGUCAAAUCCAUAUUCUGGAUCUGGAGCACAGCACUGGGCAAUUUCAACCACUCGAACAAAUAUUCCUGGGCCUCACCUCAGUCUCUGUAAAGGCCAAUAUGUCAAGUCCUGCCACAGUGAUCGCUCAUUGCGGUGAGAGCCUCUACACUGUCGGAUGGUCAGCAUGGUCAAACAGUAUAUCUCCCACUGAAGUCAAACGUAUUAUUGUGGAUCGAACCUCCAGUCCUAGCUCAGAGAAAAGGGAUGUCCUUGCUUUUGCGCACGCAGAUGCGCUCCCAGAGUGGCAACAUUCAAUGCAAGGUACCGUGGCUGCGUUAGGAUCGAACAUGCUGCAAUUUCUCAUUUUAGUCAAUGGAGAGGUCAGUGUUGUUUCCAAACAAUGGCGGCUAAAUGGUACUCCGAGAACGUGUAUGUUCUCGAGACGCUUGGGCAAGAUUAUAGCCCUUUCCGCAGAAACUACCAUCGUUCGUCAAAUGAGAGCAAUGGCACCGCGGCGGCACGCUGGGAGAAGGACAAGCCGCCCGGUUGUGUCAUUUAUAGAUGUGAAUGAAAACAAUACAAAGAAGAAACUCGGCAGUGAGGAUCCAGACGCAAUGCAGCUCGACGAAGAGACGCCAACAGAAGGCACGUGUCCUUGUCAGAUUAUCGGUAGCAGGCCCGGAGAAGUCUUUCUCGGGAUGACAGAAUGGUUUCCAAGAGUUGCAGAGAAUGAGUACCACUUGCUCGUCUUCAAUACUAUGAUUAUGUUCCGCCACAGAGCUCCAGCAGGACGACUCGUGCUCUGUGCGGUCACGGAAGGAGACAAUCCAGCCCCAAAACUAGCAGCAAAGGUGAGCUUCAGUACAACCUCACCCGUGUACGCUGCGAUACCGCACCAGAACGCAACCUCGAUUAUUUAUACUACCGGAAUAGAGCUGGUGGUGAUUAAGUUGGAUGCUAGUCCCAACGGCAUUAGGUUUGAAGAGGAGUGCAAAAUUGCUCUAAGAUCACCUGGAAGGCGCAUCACUAUGGUGGAGCCAUAUAUUUAUGUCUCUACCGCGGAAAACUCUUUACAAGUCUAUCUUUAUCAAAAUUGUCAAUUGAGCCACUGGCAAGGCGAUGCGAUCGCCCGUCCAGGCAUUUUUCAUGUUACCUUACCGAAGAAGGGUGUGAUUCUCACUUCUGAUCGAAACGGCAAAGUUCACGGCCUAUGGCAACCAUCAGUACGGCGUGCGGACAAUACCCUGGCCACUAUCUUUGAAGCUUUUUUACCAAGAACUAUCACGCGCUUGAUUCCCAUUCAGUGUCCUUCACACGUAGAAACCAUGCUACUUCCUAAUGGUUCGAUCCUUCUGCAAUCAGGUUCGCCGGACAACGCAAUGAACGACGCUAGUCUUUCGAGUCUUCUACCCCAUGGAGCGAUUGCAGACACUCGCUCGGAUGCCGUGAUAGGAAUUAGCGUCGACGGAACGUUGACUCAACUUCUAGUCAUUGAUAAAGGUUGGCGGCUUCUCAAAUUCAUUCAGAGCCUGGCCUAUGAAAGCACAAUUAUUUGUCCGUUCAAGACUGCCGGUCACCAAAAUGAUGAGGCUUCUGCGAAAAAUUCGCAAUCUAUGCACAUUAACGGGGAUAUUCUGAAAAGGCUGCUGUGCAGAGGUGCAGAUGCAUUGUUGUUAGCUAUGCUCGACGAACCGACUCAACCAGAGGGGGACCACCAUACAGAAAAUGUGACCGCACAAGAGAAGUGGGACCACUUCAAGAAACUGGCAGCGGAAGUGCUGUCCGAUGAAGUGUGUAAAAGUGGAAGCAAGGACAAAUUGGUAGGAGCAUUGUGCUCUCUACGUAUGCCUCCCCCAAAUAGGAUGCUGGACGAUUUGAUCAGCUCACGCCCAUCACCAAGGAACCCCGGAAACAGCGUCUAUUUCAGCUUCUUCUUUGGCCUGAAGUGGUCAUCACAGUCAGCUUUAGCUUUCUGGUCUAUCAAUACAGGCUCCCUACCUUAA
Molecule: messenger RNA, 4368 nt
Organism: Bacidia gigantensis
Lineage: Eukaryota; Fungi; Ascomycota; Lecanoromycetes; Lecanorales; Ramalinaceae
Exons: 5
Coding region: 1-4368 (1455 amino acids)
Biological process (GO): mRNA splicing, via spliceosome
Cellular component (GO): U2 snRNP; nucleus
Molecular function (GO): U2 snRNA binding; protein binding
Source: RefSeq, a predicted model, not a curated record